AUGAUCCAUCUAACCGUUCCCUCGAUCGUUCCUUCGUUGAGAAAAAACAGGAACUUUUUGAUGGAUAUCAACGAAAGCCAUGUGUAUGUUCUUUUGAACCCUUUGAUCAAUCAUGCACAAAAGGAUCUUCCAGUAAAUAUCUAUGAAAGUGAGUUGCAUGUGACUGAUGGGAUUUCAAAGCUUAUUUUUGUACGCUCCAGCUACACUAUAGAGAUACAAAAUGCUUUCAGUUGGGAGAUUGGUGUGUGUAUUGAGCCUGAAAAAUUGCAAUUGGUGUCUCCUUUGUCAAGUUUAGGGGAGUUUGAGCUUAUUAAGUUGAAUCUCCAACCUGAUGCAAAAGGCUCUUAUGUGGAAGUUCUAGAAAGGGUUGAUGAAAGCGAAUAG
Messenger RNA from Lactuca saligna, 384 nucleotides. The record is from the annotation of a GenBank genome assembly. NCBI's taxonomy places the organism in Eukaryota, Viridiplantae, Streptophyta, Magnoliopsida, Asterales, Asteraceae.